Molecule: messenger RNA, 1616 nt
Organism: Myotis davidii
Lineage: Eukaryota; Metazoa; Chordata; Mammalia; Chiroptera; Vespertilionidae
Gene: AGBL4
Product: ATP/GTP binding protein-like 4
Exons: 11
Coding region: 1-1200 (399 amino acids)
Biological process (GO): proteolysis
Molecular function (GO): zinc ion binding; metallocarboxypeptidase activity
Source: RefSeq, a predicted model, not a curated record
AUGGAGGAAAUAGCAAGAUAUGAGUUUGAACAGAGAGUUAUUUUCAAUAUUGUUAACUUCAGCAAAACCAAGAGUCUUUAUAGAGAUGGGAUGGCCCCUAUGGUGAAAUCUACGAGCAGACCAAAAUGGCAAAGGCUGCCACCUAAAAAUGUUUACUACUACCGUUGCCCAGACCAUAGGAAGAAUUAUGUGAUGUCCUUUGCAUUUUGUUUUGACCGAGAAGAAGAUGUUUACCAAUUUGCCUACUGCUACCCAUAUACAUACACCCGCUUUCAGCAUUACCUUGACAGCCUGCAGAAGAGAAACAUGGAUUAUUUCUUUCGGGAGCAGCUGGGCCAGAGCGUGCAACAGCGGCAGCUUGAUCUCCUAACAAUAACCAACCCCGACAAUCUUCGGGAAGGGGCAGAGCAGAAGGUGGUAUUCAUCACGGGUCGAGUCCACCCAGGGGAAACACCCUCUUCCUUUGUGUGCCAAGCUUGUGUCCUGCGGGAACACCUGGUCUUCAAGAUUGCACCAAUGCUCAACCCUGACGGAGUCUACCUGGGCAAUUACAGGUGCUCUCUGAUGGGGUUUGACCUGAACCGUCACUGGCUGGAUCCCUCUCCAUGGGCCCACCCUACCCUGUAUGGGGUAAAACAGCUCAUCAUCCAGAUGUACAAUGACCCAAAAACGAGCCUGGAGUUCUAUAUCGACAUCCACGCCCACUCCACCAUGAUGAAUGGCUUCAUGUACGGCAAUGUCUUCGAGGAUGAGGAGCGCUUCCAGAGGCAGGCCAUCUUCCCCAAGCUGCUCUGCCAGAACGCUGAGGACUUCUCCUAUUCCAGCACAUCCUUCAACCGGGACGCCGUGAAGGCAGGCACUGGCCGCCGCUUCCUCGGUGGCCUCCUGGACCACACUUCCUCCUGCUACACCCUGGAGGUCUCCUUCUACAGCUACAUCAGCGGGGGCACCACUGCUGCGGUGCCCUACACCGAGGAAGCCUAUAUGAAGCUGGGGCGGAAUGUGGCCAGAACGUUUUUGGAUUAUUAUCGGCUGGACCCCAUGGUUGAGAAAAUGGCGAUUCCCAUGCCAAGGCUGCGGAAAGAAAGACCCCCUCCCUACAAGUACCCACUCCGGCGGGGCCCGGCCAGCAGCUAUCCCAUCAGCAAAGGGGACAAGAAGAGCUCAGUGAACCACAAAGACCCUUCAGACUCUUUUUAAGGACAUGAAGUCCUGGGAGGUCUUGUGGAGCAUUCAUUUUCUGCUGGGGCAUAACAUUAAUCACCUUCUAGUUUCCAAGAGAAGGGCUGUGGGAUAAGGAAUAAGCUAGUGAAGAGGAAGGGAGGAAAAUGAGAAAUUUCAUCAUUGAUUUUCCCUUUUACCAAUGGAAAAUCAAUGGUAAGGCUUCAGCUUACAGCUCAGGAACAAAAUAGGAGAUGCACACCAGGCGAGUACAGAUGCCCUUUCCCACCACAUAGAGAUGCUCACGGGAAGAGGAAAAUCUGCACAUCCCUCUGAGAGGUUGGUCAGAAGUCCGUGCUCUCCAGCCCUUUCCCUGUUGAAGUUGUACAGUUACUACAGAUGGUUACCUUUUAUUUAUUUUUAUUUUUAAUAUAUUUUAUUGAUUCUUACAGAGA